Messenger RNA from Effrenium voratum, 780 nucleotides. Lineage: Eukaryota; Dinophyceae; Suessiales; Symbiodiniaceae. The record is from the annotation of a GenBank genome assembly.
AUGUUCACAGAGGACGCCAUGCUGCCGCCACCUCCGGCGACACCGCCCAAGGCGCCGCCUGCGCCGCAAGAUGCGGAGGUCACGGUGUUGGAGCGGCUCAUGGCGCCCCCGUCGGUGUACAGCACGAGGAUCAUGAAUCUGAGGAACAAUGAGAAGAAACCGUCGCCCGCUCGAAUCCGCCCCGGGAUCGUCUUUGAAGACAAAGUGGCGGAGGUGCAAGCAGAGGAGCAGUUGCAGAAGCCGAAGCAGCCGAGCCCCUUGGAGCGCCAGCUCAGGGCGCUGCAGCACCUGGACUUGGAGCUUUGCGCCGAGGUGUGCACUGCCUUGGACCGGCUCAGCUUUGAUGACCUGGAGCAGCCGCCCGGUGAGGCCUCGCGCCUGCAGCCACUGCUGGAGCUUCUUUGGAACCUCACCUUCGAGCCAAAGGGUGUAGAGGCGGUGGCAGUAGCCUCUUUGGAGCCAGUGAUGCGGAAGCACCUCGCAGAUGUGGAGCUCCAGGUUGCCAUGUGCGCUCUAUUGCUGAACCUCGCUGUGCGGGAGGAGAACCGCCAGUUGAUUUUGCACACCGGCUUGGCAGACCUCAUGUGCCAAGCGCUGGAGAUGCACCAGGACGAGCAAUUGCUGGAGCAUGGGUGCCAGGCCUUGUACAUGCUGGCCUGCCAUCCCGCCUUGCGCCCCUCCCUGGCCGCCGCCGGCGCCUUGCGGGCGGCCCGGCUCGCGGCGGCGAGGGGGAAAUCGGCGAACUGGGGCGCCUGGCUGCAGGAGCUGCUGAUGUGCUGA